AUGCAGUACACACCUCUCUACGUGGCCCUCGGCCUAUUGAUGCUCGACGGCGUCAUUGAAGUCGGCAUGGUGGGAUCGAUGGUUGGAUUCUUGCACGCUCGCGCCGGCAAGUUCUUCACCGUCAACGCGUCGACCGGUACCUUCGACUUACACGGCAAACCCGUGGGUCUGCUCGUCAACCAAGGACACACCAGCAACGGUGCUGCCGGCACCGCGGUGGUUCUCGUGGGCAUCAUCGGGCUGCUGGUCAUUUGGUAUGAGAAGAGAAGGGCGAGACAGGUACGAGUUCCCCUACACAAGCACACCACCUCCCCUCCUCCCCUACGAGACACAAGUGCUAAUGGAGCGCAGACACAAAUGACAGGCCACUCCAAAGUCUUCCUCUUCUGGGUCGUCAUGACAUUCGUUUCCGCAGGCUUGACGCUUUCGGCAAUAGUCUACACGUUCGUCGUGACCGCACAGACAAACAACCAAAGCAUCAAUCUCAGCGUGGCCGAAGCAAACCCAGAGCCAAAAAUGUAUCCGUUGGACCAGUGGACGCCGGAGAAUUGGUUCAUCGCCGUGCUAAAGCUGCCGUUGGAGCAUGAGUCGGACCGCAGCACGAUCCGAUAUCAUCUGGACUUGAUGCGAGGGUGGCGGUGGAAUUUGAUUCCAUUGUUCAUUCUGGGCUUGGCCGCGUCGAUGACUGCUCUAUGGGAGUUGAUCGGAGGCCGCAGGUGGAUGGAGGGUGAGAGUAGAGAGAAGUUGAGGAAUAGGGGUUCAAAAGAGAGGAUUGGAGAGCCAUAUCCGUGA
Molecule: messenger RNA, 792 nt
Organism: Exophiala viscosa
Lineage: Eukaryota; Fungi; Ascomycota; Eurotiomycetes; Chaetothyriales; Herpotrichiellaceae
Exons: 1
Coding region: 1-792 (263 amino acids)
Source: RefSeq, a predicted model, not a curated record